Molecule: messenger RNA, 227 nt
Organism: Bipolaris sorokiniana ND90Pr
Lineage: Eukaryota; Fungi; Ascomycota; Dothideomycetes; Pleosporales; Pleosporaceae
Exons: 1
Coding region: 23-178 (51 amino acids)
Source: RefSeq, a predicted model, not a curated record
CUUCAACCCUCUCUUUUCCUUCAUGGCUUCUUUGCCCAGCAGCCCCUCUCGUUCCCCAGUUCACACUACUCAUCUCACCUGCAUAGCCGCCCGCUUCCUUCGCAUUGUCUUCGCUUUGACUCUGCUAGCUUCUGCUUUCCCCAUCAGUAUACCCCACCUGCGGGGCCGUAGUCCGUGACUAGAGAAGAUCAACCUGUACGAACAGCACCUGCGCCGUGUCCAUGCAG